This is a messenger RNA of Saprolegnia parasitica CBS 223.65, 9606 nucleotides long. RefSeq lists its product as hypothetical. The record is from RefSeq and is a predicted model, not a curated record. The transcript has 8 exons. Gene Ontology annotation, molecular function: ubiquitin-protein transferase activity; protein binding. The coding region runs from base 1 to 9606 and encodes 3201 amino acids. NCBI's taxonomy places the organism in Eukaryota, Oomycota, Saprolegniomycetes, Saprolegniales, Saprolegniaceae.
AUGGCGUCGCUGCAGCAGUCGAUGGUCGGCGAGCUCCUGCCGUGGUUUGUCAGCGGUCUCUGCCUCCUUCGGCGUCAAGUGUGGCUCGCGCGGCCGAUGCUCCCCAAGCUCACGCGGCUGCUGCGCGUCCUCGAUGUCGUCGCCGGCCAGAGCGACGUGUUGCGCAAGGCCGAGAAGCGGUUUCUCUCGCUCGACCAGCGCUUGCACGGGUACGCGGCUCGUGUCGACGACGUCGGCAAGUGGCAAGUCGAUGCGUCGCCGCGCCGCGUCCAGAAGCAGCUCUACAACGUCUUCUCCAAGCUGUACACGGGCGAGAAAGACCAUUUCGAGGGCCAAAUUGGGUUUCAGUUCGAGGCCGUCGCGUCCUUUACGAUUGUCGCGCUCGGUCGGUCGGUCAACCCCGCUCGGAACGGCGGCGUCCUCCUCCACGCCCACACGAUUCGGCUCUGGGACGAAGCCAGCCAAGCGCUCUUGGCCUCGAUCAGCGUCGGGCCGCUCGCCAAGCGCGACGGGCUCGGGUACGUGUACGAGCCGCUGCCGUCGAGCGUGCGCCUCAGCCAAGGCAAGCUGUACCGGCUCACGACCCAAGAGUUUGCCAACGGCGGCGACCCGUGGUACAAGAAGGAGAACCUCCCGGACGAAGAGUACGAUGGCAGCUUUAUCAAGAUUCUGCGCGACUGCUACGCGUCCGGGUCGUCCGGGUUUCCCAACUCGCAAAACUUGACGGGCGCAGCGUACGGCGUGCCGACGUUUCUGGUCGAAGAAGACAAUCCGAUGGACACGCUGCCACCCAUCGUCCCGAUGGACGGCGUCCUCAGUCUCAAGUUCCACGGCAAGCGCAAGGCGCACUCGAUGACGUUGGGGCACCUUGGGAAUGCCGUCACGGUCACGGGCGAGUCCGAGUACUGGCGCUCGUGCUUUGCCACGUGCACGUUCGUCUCGGGCACGCACACGAUCGAGUUUGUCGUCAAGAGCAGUCGCGUCGGCGGAGGCGUCUCGGGCCAUGUGGUCGUUGGCCUCGAAGCGGUCGCCAACAAGCUUCGACACCCGACGGCCGCCGUGUUUCUCGGCCAAGACGCGCAGUAUGCGAGUAUCGGAUGGAUGCCGGCGGUCGGCGCCGUCUGGGUUCACGGGACGCGCCACCAAUACGGCGGGCCGCCGAUCACGCUGCACCACGGAGACAUUUGCGGCCUCACGAUCGAUUUCGACACGAACACCAUCUCGUUUGCCUACAAUGGCACGUCGCUCGGGCCCGCGCCGCUUGGCGACGCAGCGUUUCCAACGGCGUGUUUGCCGGCCGUGUCGGUCUAUGGUCUCCACGACGUGGUCGAGAUCCGCACGGGUGGCGUGGCCAAGUCGACGUUGCAACUGCCGUGGCUCCUCGACGUUCUCGAGACGACGGCGUCGCUGGCCGGUCGCGUCACGGCAACGCUCAUCUCGGGCCCGCCCGUCGACGGCGUCGAAGAGGAGCUUCAGCCGUGGUUGCAGUCCAAGCUGCUCUCGGGGGGUAUCGCCGACUCGUCGUCGUCGACGACGUCGAUGCCAUGGGCCACUGCCGUCAAGCAAGAGUGGGCCGAGUGCGCCGACCCGCUCUUUGCGCUCGUCGACGAGAAGCGACGCACGCGCAAAGAUGCGAUGAAACAAAGUCUGAGUCGGCCGCUCGAGACGAGCCAGAGUCCGUGGAGCGACGUGGCGUUCACGCGGUCGCUGCCCACGGUCGCCCACACCAUUGUCGCGUGGCUCGAAGCCGCCGCGCCCGACGUGUCCAUGUGGCGUCGGCAGGAAAAGUACCCCAAGGCCGAGCACUUUAUGUUUGCAGCGCUCAUCAAGCACGCGCCGCCGCCGCUUCUGCAGGAAGCCAAGGCCGUUGUCGCGGCCUCCGAGACGGUCAAACGCAUCGUGCCGUCGCCCGAAAUGCUUGCGCUGUGGCGUAGCAUCCUCACGCUGCGUCACUGGCUCAUCAAGAUGAAGCACGAGUACAAGGCCAAGCUCGGCGCGGAGGAAGACGACAAGCGGCUUGGUCGAGAGGAAGCAACGUUAUCCGAGUCACCGACGGGCCUCGAGGCCACGUUUACGCCGCCCCAGCAGUUUGACGCGUUCGUCGACCAAGUCGUUGACCGCGCCCGGUUUCUCUGCAGCGUCGAGCCACCGUCGGGCGAGUACACGCAGUGGGGGCUGAGCUCUCAAGUCGCCCUCUCGAAUUUGGCCGAAAAGUGGAGCGCCACGCAGACGCCGCCGUCGCUGCAGCCCAUGGUCGAUCGGUGGCGGUCGCUCUCGGACUCGGACUCGCGCAAGUGGUCCGGCCUUGUCCAACACGAAAAAACCACCGACCUCGACACGGCUGCCGGCGACGACGACGACGACGACGACGCAAGCACCAACGACGCCCACGACGAGGCCUAUCUCAGUGCGAUGGUCAAAGCCUGUGACCUCUACGUCCGGCACGGCGUCGGCGCGCCGCCUGCCAUCUUGUACGCACUGCUCGAGCGCCGGUAUGCGCGGUCGGAGGCGCGCAUCUUUGGCCUCGAUGCCAUGCGCAGCGUUCUCGGCAGUCUCUCGUUCGACUCGGCGCGGUACGGCGCGCUGCUCUUUCUUCGCCCGGCGCUGCGUGGGUUCACCGAGGACGAAAAACUGGCGCGCGAGACGCACAUCGAGCACUCGGAGCCGUCGCACCCGAUCGCGUUCCGGCCGACGGUGCGGCACCACUACCUCAAGGGCCUCGAAGGCUGCGUCGCCAAAGUCCUCGACGACGUCCAAGCGAGUUUUACCGAUCUGUACUCGCUACUGGCCUCCAUGCUGGCGAAAGCUACCUCGCCACUCUUGCAGCAGAGCCUCAUGUGCGCGUGGGCCCUCGACUUUGAACCGCGCGACCACGAAUUCUUGCUGCGUGCGGACAUCAUCGCGCACCUGAGCAAGCUCUGGAGCGUCAGCGCGCGCCGCGAGGACGCGACCGCCGAGCUCUCGCAGCCGCCGCAGGUCAACACCGAGUGGUACGCGCUCUCGGAAAGCUACGUGCGCGACGGCAUCCUCGCCAACGGCGACGUCGCGAAGCGCAACAUCCUCACCGUGGUCCGGCAAGCGCCCGCCUUUGCCCAAGCGCUCUGGCCGCAGAAGCGCGGUAGUCUCAAUAGCAGCAGCAAGGGUCUCACCGGCUCGUCGACCGUGUCCAUGUAUGCGGCCUUUCUCCGAAGCCUUACGACGCGGCUCAAGUGGUGCAAGCCGUCCGAGCUCGGGCACAAGGUGCUUCAGCUCAAUGUGAGCGACGAUGUCACAAGCACCGUCGACCUCCCGGCGCUGCCGCCGGCAUUGCCGUCGUCGUUUUGCUUUGAGCUCUGGAUGCUGCCGCACGAGCUCUCGGGGUACAGCACGUUGCGCAGCGACCACGGCUUCCUCGACGGGUCCGUGCACAUUGAACUCGUCGAGCGGCAGCUCCAGGUUGCGAUCGCAGGGGCCGUGCCGCGCGAGAUGCUCUUUGCGUUUGAGUUUCACUGCGCACUCUGGCAGCACGUGGCCGUGACCUAUGACCACGACGCCAAGACCCUCACACUGUACGUAAAUGGUCUUUGGGUCGAGACAAAACGCUACACCAAGGCGACGACCAAGGUCAUGUGGCGCGCCGCGCGGCUCGGGAGCUGGCUGCCAGACCCGACCAACAGUGGCGUUGUGCAGCGCAAGUUCAAGGGAUAUUUCUCACAGCUGCGGCUCUGGCAAGGCACGCGGUCCCAGACCGAGAUUCUCGCCAACCUCCAUCGACGCCAGCCCUUUGCGACAGCGCAACCCGUGUGGAGCUGGCACCUCGACGAAGGGGACGGCGAACUCUCGAUGGUCGAGACGAGCCAUGCCAAUUCCGCCGGCUGGAACGCGCUGCUCACCAAGUGCCAGUGGAGCCGCACCAACAUCCCGCUCUGGUCGCACGUUGCGUCUGCGCGCGACUGGCGCACGCUCCGUGACGGCAUGACGCGCCUCCAGCGUCAUUUCCGGUCGUCGCAGGCGGCCGCGUGGCUGCGCACCGUCACACGCGUCCAGCUGCAAAUCCAGGCGCUCGAGGCGGUCGAAGAGCACUUUGUGUUUUCGGACGACGAAGGGGAACCGACAGGCUCGUCGCUGCUGCCCUUGCCGCGCAGCUACGACGCAGCGGUGCUCUCGCGGCGGCUCGUACAAGACGCGGCAUACCUCGUGUUUCAGUACUUGGGCAUUGUGGCCAUCUCGGGCAUCCGCGAGCGCUGCGAAGUCGAGGCGAUCCAAGCCGCCUUGAGCGCCAAGAAGCGCCGGCAAGAAAAGGCGUCGGUGGUCGCACCGCUCCAGGAGAAGCGAAAGACCGACUUGAGCGACGCGGCGAAAUCGGCCGCGGCCGCGGCGGCGCUCGAGCUGCCGAUUGCGCAGCGGCUGUGGUUUUCGAUCGAGCUCCACCGCAAGUGCUUUGAAAUGGUCGAGAAGGAGCUCAGCGCCGCGACCCGCAUCUUGCACGACGCCGAGCAUCUCAUUCGCGCGCAGCAGCCGUCGAUGCUGCGGUCGCUCUCGACGCCGAUCCCGAUGGUCAUGGCGGCCAACUUGAACGAAGUGCUCGAGCCGUUGGAGAUUGAGAGCCUCGUGUUCUCGCUGCUUCGGUUCCUCUUCUCGCAGAGCCACACGUACCCCGCGAUCGAGCACGUGACCAAGCCAAGCAUGCUCCGGGAGUUUGUCAUGCUCCUCCGGCUCGGGUCGCCCCGCGUGCAGCGCAUGGUCCAGCUCAUUCUUCGCCAAUUGGCGCCGAAUGUUGCGCCGAGUCAGAUUGGCGCGCUCCUCGGCACCGACUCGGUGUUUCUCGACACGCUCUUGGACCGCGUCUCGGACUCGAUCUGCAGCGGCGUCUCGAGUCUCAACAGCACCAUUUCGCAGUCGAUGACCGAGUCGCUCUCCAACCCGUUGGGGUUCCAGACCGGUCAGAUCUACUUGACGCUCGCGUCCGAGGCGGUCGCGCUGCUUCGGCUGCUCCUCAACACGCCCAAUUGGCGCACCAAAGUCGCCGAUGUACUCGGACUUGCGAUCCGCAAGGCCGCGCCGAUUGUGAGCGCGCUGCCGUCGCUCGACAGUAAUUUGCGCGCGCGGACCACAGUGUUGCGAGCCCUCGGGGCGCUCUGCGUCUUGGGUGCGCACUCGGACUGCUUCCGCAUUGGCGGCAAAGUCCACGUCGUCCACGGCGACACGGCGCCGCCUCUGGUGGCAACGCUCAUCCACCGCGUGCAAGCCACCGCCCGCGUUGUCUUUGACGAAGGCGAGAACGUCCAGGACGUCGCGUGGACGGCGGUGACCCCGAUUGAAGAGAUCCAGCUGUCGCCGACGGUCGGGCCGACCAUCUUUAGUCUCGAGCUCAUGCCGAUCUUGCUCCAGUUUGCCAGCCUCGACGACGACGCGUCCUUGUGGCGGGCGCAGAUCCGGUCGCGCGCGCUUCUGGCGCUGCAGUCGUUUUUGCGACACGCGACCAUGCAGCACGAGGCGGUGACGACGCUCUCGAGUCUCUUGACGACCGCGCUCACGCCGCUGCGCCUCGCACGGUUCGUGAGCGUCGUCGAUCUGCAAGAGCGCAGUCGCAGCAUUCUCUCGCGCCUCAUUGAGGCGUCGACGCCGUUGGGGCCGCAAAUGUUUCGCGGCUUGCAAGAGCCCGUCGCGCCGCCCGUCGCCGAUGUCAUACCGCCAACAUCGACGUCGACAUCGUCACCACUCGCGUCCGUGCCACCGACACGACAGGGCUUUGCCUCGACUUUGGCGGCGAUGGGCUUUGAGAUGGAGCUGUGCUUGGCGGCGCUCGAGCACGCACGCGACGACCCGAACGCGGCCGUCGAGUGGCUCAUGGGCGAGCCCGCCGAGCGUUUCCGGCAGCAGCAGCGGCAGCGCGAGGCGCAGGCGUCGGCGGCCCGGGCGACGGUCGCCGUGCAGGACGCAUCGCGCGACGAGAAGAUUCGAGAUCUGCAGCUCAUUUCGGGCUGCCACCCGCGAUUGAUCCUCGCGGCGCUCGACCUCUGCGGCCACGACUCGAACCGCGCCGUCGAGUGGCUCAUGGAGCACGGUCGGCGCUUCUCGACGUCGUUGAAUCUGCAAUCCGACGCCUUUUGCCACGCGUCGGACGCGUCAUUGGACGACGCAUCCGCGCUUGAAGUCGCCGAGCAGCCGGACGCGCUCCUCCUCGAAGCCACCGCUGGCGUCGACGAAGCCCCGGCGUCGGUCGAUACCGGCCUCAUGGCCGCAACGCUCGCGCCGAUUCUCGCGCGGCUGCCGUCGGGCGCGACGGCGCCGUUGGACCCGACGUACCUCCCGACCAACCUCGUCUUGACGGUCGCCGACACGGUGGGUCCGGUGCCGCGGCUCUCGAGCGCCGGCCGGUCCGGCACGCUCGUGCGCUGCCAUCCGUCGCACGGUGUGCUGCUUGCGUUUCUCAACACGGAGAACGGCGCGAUGGAAGAGACGUACGUCCCGCCGACGCACGCCAGACGCUGGGUCAACGUGUUUGACGAGCCGCUCGUCGACGUGCAGAGCAUCUACGCGGUCGCGCUACGGACCGAGCAAGCGCUCUCGACCUACUACGCCCGCCACGCGAUUGUGGGGCUUGUCAUGGCCACGUCCGACCCGGUGCAAGUGCUCGCGAUGGUCGGCGGCGCGACUUCGUUUGUGCAGCUGCUCAAGCUCGUGGCCGCCGGGUCGUUUGCGACGCCGGACGCGGCGUCCGUCGCGCCGCUGAAAGACGCUCUCGAGACCAAGCUCAUGGCACUUGUCGCGAUGGAGAAGAGCUCCGUGACGCCGGUCCUCGUCGCCGAGUGCAUUGAGCACUUUGUCGCAGCGACCCAAGUGGCCCAGAAAGGGUCGCCGACAACGAGCGUUGACGUCGAGUCGUUGCACCCGUACUACCAUCGCGCCGAGUACACGUCGGUGGUCCACGGCCCGAGUGCGCCGACCGUGCGCGUCGUCUUCGACAAGCGGAGUCUCUUGAUGGGCAAGACGACGUUAAGCUUGUACGCGGACGUCGACUGCAAGCAGCAGCUGGCGACCUUCUCAUCGACCAAGCCCUUCACGGACGUGUGGGUGCCCCAGGCGACGUUUUGGCUCAAGUUUCACGCGGCCGAAGAGAACGAAGCAUCAACGAGCUACGGCUUUCGGCUGCAGGUGCAGGCGGUGCCAAGUAUCCAGUGGCACAACGAAGCCGACGUGCUCACGCAGCCGUCGCUCGAGUACGCAUGCUGGCUCCUCGAGUUUCUCUUGCAGCGCGUCGCGCCGCCGUCCGUGCACAACGACUGCGUCUACGGCGCCUUGGUCCAGUACCUGCAGUCGCCGCGGGCCCCAAAGAAGCACAAGGUCAUCCAGCUCCUUCUGCAGCUCCUCGCCGACAUCUCCGCGUUCCCGACGUUGCCCGACUUGACGCCGCUCGAGCGGAUGGGCCAGCUCGCGCUGGCGCAAGCCCAAAGCGAGCUCAAGAAGGGCAAGCCGUUCGUGUCGGCGCAUCUUCUGCAGCUCGUCGAGCUCGCUGUCGUGGUGCAAGAAGCGAGCGCCGACGUCCCGAGCUUGGUGGCGCCGAUCGCAGCGCCGUUGCUCGUGCCGUCCGAAGCCCCAAACCUCUUGCUCAUCAUCUACGAGACGAUGCAGCUGGCCGCGCAUCUACGACAGCACCCAUCGGCGCCGCUGUCGCAGGACCUCGUCACGCUUCUCUGGCUCGACGUGCACGGCGCGUCGACGGUCGUCGAGGACGCCACGUCCGGGGAGACCGUGUACCCCGGGGCCCACUCGCUUCGCGUCUGUCUCGAUGCGCGGUUCACCGAGUAUGACCGUCUCGAGAUGGCGUCGGCUACGGUGCCUGACGACGGCGCCGACGACGCAACGAUCGUCUGGACACCGAUCGUCGUCGUCACCGAGGUGAUGGAGAUUGCUGGCAACGCCGUGCGCUACACGUUUGCGCCCACGACGACGUCGCGCGGGCUCUCGAUGACGAUUACGGCGGUCGGUCUGGCACUGGAGCGGCAGUUGGCGCGCUGUAGCGUGCAGUCGCUGCAGGCGAGCCAGGACGCGCUGCAAGCCAUGCGAUGGACGAAUGCGAUGGACGCCCAGCUCGUGGACUGGGUCAAUGUGCACAUGGAAAACCCGUCGCUCGACGGCAGCGGUCCCGCCACGGACUUGGCGCCGGCCGACAUCCGCAUCCAUCCGACACUGGACGGGCUUCGGUGUUCGCUGCUGCUGCACCUACCGCUCUCGACGAUUCAGCUACGGUAUGCGCUCUUGCGCUGCUUCAACGCGCGUCUCGCUGCGUGCAUGCCGCUGCUCGACCUCAGCGACGUCACGUCGUCGUGGUCGAUUGCUCACAAGCUUCGGUCGCUGAGCCACUGCAUCUUUUUCGAGGCCAAGCAAAAGGUCGUCGAGGCUGCGAUCGAAGCGACCGUCGUGGCGACCGAGACGGCCAACGCCAACGCGACGGCGCGCAUUACGCUCGAUCGGUUGCGCGCGCUCGAGUCGCGCGAAGACCGCGAGGUCGAGCCCUCGGUCUCCGAGUGCUUCUUUGCCCAAGCGUUCCGGCAGCUGCAGAGCGUCGACACCAAGGCGCUUCGGCGCAAGAUCGACAGCAAGGGCCGGCUCUUUAGCGUCAAAUUCCGAGGCGAAGAGGGCGUCGACUGGGGCGGCGUGUACCGCGAAGGCACCAACUCGAUGGUCGACGAUCUCUUUGGCGCGCAUUUCGCGUUGUUUCUGCUUUGUCCCAACGGCCAGCACAACACGGGUCUCAACCGCGGCAUGUACCUGCCCAACAGCCGCUGCACGUCGCCGGUCGCGAUUCAAAUGCUCGAAUUCGUCGGCAAACUGCUCGGCAUUUCGCUGCGCACGCGUGGCGACUUUCCGUUCGCGUUUUGCCCGCUGGUGUGGAAGAACCUCUUGCAGCAGCCACUGGACCGCGCCGACCUCGAGGGGACGGACGCGCUCCUCGUGCAGAUGCUCGAUGGCAUCCGCGACUGCGAGGCCGACGGCAUCACGAAUGAUGCGCAGUUCCAGACCGCGUUUGCCGACUUGGAGCUGCGCUUCACCACGUUUGGCUCCAACGGGCAGCUCGUGGAGCUCGUGCCCAAUGGCGCCGGCAUCCCCGUCACGUACGCCAACCGCUCCGAGUACUGCCGGCUCGUCGAGACGUAUCGCUUGCACGAAGUCGACGUCCAGUGCAAUGCGAUGCGCCGAGGACUCGCAGCGCUCUUCCCGUUGCGCGUCCUGACGCUCCUCACGUGGCAAGAGAUGGAGAUGCUCACGUGCGGCAGUCCAAAGAUCGACAUUGCCGUGUGGCGCCAGCACACACGGUACGACGGCUACACCGAGCACGACGAGACGGUCCAGCUCUUCUGGGACGUCAUGGCGUCCUUCUCGGACGAACAGCGCUCCGAUUUCGUGCGCUUUGCGUGGGGCCGGUCGCGCCUCCCACGGGGCAAGUGGCCGCAGCCGUUCAAGCUCACGAAGAAGGGCGGGCGCGACGCCGCAUUGAGCUUGCCCGUCGCGCACACGUGCUUCUUCUCGGUCGAGCUGCCGCCGUACACGACCAAGCAAAAGAUGCACGAGAUGCUGCUCGCAACCAUCAACUUUGGCCUCGGUGGCAUCCUCAUCGCCUAG